GAGUUUUUAUGAAGCCUUAAAUUCGGUCACUCAUGACUGCCCAUUUCUCGUGAAAGCCUACGUGAGAAAGAAUUUCCUUCUUCGACUUGUUUCCACUUUCCAGACCCACAAAUCUCCCUCUCUCUCUCUCUCUCUCUCUUUCUCUCUGCUUUUCCUCUCUCUCUGUCCAUGGUGUAAGAAAAAGAAAAGCACCUGGACCGUGUGAAGCCUGUACCAAAACCUUGUACGCGGUACUCUUUUUCCUUCUCAUCUUUCAUUACUCUCGUUCAUUCAUUCCCAGCAGCCUUGCCUCUCUGGUAUUUUCUUUGUUUGUCUCUAAAAUCAUCUUCUUUUUUGAUAAAAGGAUUGGCAUUCCAUGCUCAACCCAUGUUACAUAAUGCGGGCCUUGCAUCUCUUUUGUUUGUUUCCUCUUGUUUUGGUUCUUGAAGCACUUCCUUUGAUAUGGGUCUGUGAGUUUUGGUCCUAAAUCUUGAUUGGUACACUUAUUCCUUGACUGUAAGGGAUUUGGUGUGCUCUGCAAUGCUCGUGUUUCAAGGAAUCUGAAAUCCGGUUUCUUGAAACGGUCGAGGGGGACACGGGGUUUUGGAUUUCUGGGAUUUUUUUUUUUUUAUCUGGUGAAUGCCUUCUAUGGUUCCCAGCAGGGUCUCUGAAUCCCUUUGUUGAAGUGGGUGAUACAAGCAGCAAGAAUAAAAAAAAUUGUGAGGAGGAAAAAGUGAUUGUAGAGAGAAGUGGGAUUCUAAAUAUUCUGGCCUUCUGAUCACUGUUUUGGAGUCUGGAGAAUAGAUUUUAAUUAUUUUACCAGUGCUGCCCCAGCAAAAGAAGGCAGCCCUACAAUGGCGAUUUUGUUCUUUUUCUUUGUUUUGCUAGCUGGGUUUCUAUCAAAAUCCCAGCUCGUGGGUGCUCAGCUCCAUGACCAAACUACAUUACUAGCCAUAAACAAAGAGCUCGGAGUACCUGGUUGGGGAAUCAACAACUCAGAUUACUGCUCUUGGCCCGGCAUUGGCUGCGGUUCGAACCUUUCAAUGGUGGAAAGGCUUGAUCUUUCUCGGCGCAACCUCCAAGGUAAUGCGACUCUAAUUUCUGAACUCAAAGCUUUGAAAUGGCUUGACCUUUCUAAUAAUGAUUUCCAUGGAUCAAUUCCUUGGGCUUUGGGAAAUUUAUCUGAGCUUGAAUUUCUUGAUUUGUCACUGAAUAAGUUUGGAGGUUCGGUUCCUAGAGAAUUGGGCAGUCUCAGAAACCUUAGAACAUUGAACCUUUCCAAUAACAUGCUUGUGGGAGAAAUACCAGAUGAGCUCCAGAGUCUAGAAAUGUUACAGGCUUUUCAAAUUUCUAGUAAUAAAUUGAGUGGUUCUAUCCCACUUUGGGUGGGAAAUUUGACCAAUCUGAGAAUUUUCGCAGCCUAUGAGAAUGAUUUAGGGGGUAGAAUUCCGGAUAAUCUGGGUUCAUUUUCUGAGCUUCAAUCCCUGAAUCUGCAUUCAAACCAGCUUGAAGGUCCGAUACCUAAGAGCAUUUUUGUUUUAGGAAAGCUGGAAGUUCUGGUGCUGACCCAGAACAAAUUAAGUGGUGAUCUUCCUGAAGAAAUUGGGAACUGCAAAGGCCUUUCUAGUGUCCGAAUAGGCAACAAUGAUCUUGAAGGCAUGAUUCCUAAAACAAUUGGAAAUAUUAGCAGCCUUACAUACUUUGAAGCCGAUAGCAACAAGCUUUCUGGUGAGAUUGUCCCGGAGUUUGCUCAAUGCUCUAAUCUCAGCCUCCUAAAUUUGGCCUCUAAUGGAUUUAGUGGAACUAUUCCUCCGGAGCUUGGACAGCUCAUGAGUCUGCAGGAGUUGAUUCUCUCUGGCAACAGUUUGUUCGGUGAUAUUCCGAAAUCGAUUCUCGGGUGCAAGAGUCUUAACAAGCUUGAUCUAAGCAAUAACAGAUUCAAUGGCACUAUACCAAAUGAAAUCUGCAACAUGUCGAGAUUGCAAUACUUGCUCUUGAAUCAGAAUUCAAUAAAAGGGGAGAUACCUCAUGAGAUUGGAAACUGUUUGAAACUGCUUGAGUUGCAGAUGGGUAGUAACUACUUAACUGGAACAAUACCUCCGGAGAUUGGUCAUAUAAAAAACUUACAGAUAGCAUUAAAUUUGAGCUUCAAUCAUCUCCAUGGGACAUUGCCCCUUGAGUUAGGGAAACUGGACAAGUUGGUUUCUUUGGACGUCUGUAACAAUCGGCUCUCUGGUAAUAUCCCAUCUGCUCUUAAGGGCAUGUUGAGCUUGAUAGAGGUUAAUUUCUCAAAUAAUCUGCUCACUGGACCAAUACCCAACUUUGUACCAUUCCAAAAGAGUCCAAAUUCAAGCUUUUUAGGAAACAAAGGGCUCUGUGGAGUGCCAUUGGCCUCUUCAUGUGGAGGCUCUAGUGGUUCUGAGCAUGAGAAUGACCAUCAUAAGGUCUCUUACAAGAUCAUACUAGCUGUUAUUGGUUCUGGUUUGGCAGUUUUUGUAUCAGUAACUGUAGUUGUUCUGCUGUUUAUGAUGAGAGAGAGACAAGAAAAAGCAGCCAAUGCCACAGGGGUUGAAGAUGACGUAGACAAUAACCGACCAACGAUAAUCGCUGGCAAUGUCUUUGUUGAAAAUCUUAGACAAGCAAUAGAUCUUGACGCUGUUGUAAAAGCGACUUUGAAGGAUUCGAAUAAACUCAUCAUUGGCACUUUCAGCACAAUUUACAAGGCAGUUAUGCCUUCCGGGCUGAUUCUAUCGGUGAAGAGACUUAAAUCCAUGGACCGGACUAUAAUUCAUCACCAGAAUAAGAUGAUUAGAGAGCUUGAAAGGCUGAGCAAACUCUGUCAUGAUAAUCUAGUGCGACCCAUUGGAUUUGUUAUCUAUGAAGAUGUUGCUCUUUUACUACACCAUUACUUACCCAAUGGGACAUUAGCCCAGCUUCUUCAUGAAUCUACCAAGCAACCUGAAUAUGAACCUGAUUGGCCCACACGACUUUCCAUUGCGGUAGGAGUGGCAGAAGGGUUGGCUUUCCUUCAUCAUGUGGCAAUUAUCCACCUUGAUAUUUCUUCAGGUAAUGUUCUUUUGGAUGCUGACUUCAAGCCUUUGCUUGGGGAGAUUGAGAUAUCAAAGCUCUUAGAUCCAUCCAGAGGCACCGCAAGUAUUAGUGCAGUUGCAGGCUCAUUUGGCUAUAUUCCACCAGAAUAUGCAUAUACAAUGCAAGUUACAGCACCAGGAAAUGUUUAUAGCUACGGUGUAGUUUUGCUUGAGAUCCUUACUACCCGACUACCAGUUGAUGAAGAGUUCGGUGAAGGGGUAGAUUUGGUGAAGUGGGUUCAUAGUGCUCCAGCAAGAGGGGAAACUCCAGAGCAGAUACUUGAUGCAAGGCUUAGUACAGUUUCUUUUGCUUGGAGGAAGGAAAUGCUUGCAGCCUUGAAGGUCGCAUUACUCUGCACUGACAGCACACCAGCAAAACGGCCAAAAAUGAAAAAGGUGGUGGAAAUGCUUCAAGAAAUAAAGCACAAAUGAUGGAUUAUUGUCAUGAGUUUUUAUGUAGGGAACCAAUAGGAUCAAGGCUCUGGAAACUGAUGAUAAAUCUUCAUAUCUUAAAGGAAUGGGAAUCAUGUUUUAAAUUUUCAGCUCAUUCCUGAUUUUAUCUUCCACAAAGGACGAGGUGUGGAGGUGGCAGUCCUUCUACAUUUGUUCAGGCUGGAUAGUUCUCUUGGAUCAUCUAUCUGCUUUUUCUGUAUCAAAGGGUUAUUGGGAAAUGGCAGCUUGUAAUCUGUUUUGAGUUGGAAAUGAAACUAGGUAGUGGGUCAAUGCAAGGAGAGUUAUCAAAGGAGACUGAGUUUCUGAAAGUCAAUUACAAUUUGCUAGUGAAGUUCUCUUA
Corylus avellana is the source of this 3861-nucleotide messenger RNA. Its product is annotated as Leucine-rich repeat protein kinase family protein. Gene Ontology annotation, biological process: protein phosphorylation. Gene Ontology annotation, molecular function: protein kinase activity; receptor serine/threonine kinase binding; ATP binding. The record is from RefSeq and is a predicted model, not a curated record. NCBI's taxonomy places the organism in Eukaryota, Viridiplantae, Streptophyta, Magnoliopsida, Fagales, Betulaceae.